This is a messenger RNA of Brienomyrus brachyistius, 1364 nucleotides long. RefSeq names its product T-box transcription factor 19 (gene tbx19). The record is from RefSeq and is a predicted model, not a curated record. Gene Ontology annotation, cellular component: nucleus. Gene Ontology annotation, biological process: cell fate specification; mesoderm formation; regulation of transcription by RNA polymerase II. Gene Ontology annotation, molecular function: RNA polymerase II cis-regulatory region sequence-specific DNA binding; DNA-binding transcription factor activity, RNA polymerase II-specific. Lineage: Eukaryota; Metazoa; Chordata; Actinopteri; Osteoglossiformes; Mormyridae. The transcript is spliced from 8 exons. Bases 41 to 1342 code for a protein of 433 amino acids.
CAAAGUGCCCACUUCGUUUCUUCAGAAGUUCAAUAAUUCAAUGAAGGUGGAGAGUAAUAUGGGCGACGCGGCGACCGGCGGCCGUGGCAGCGGCACCAGCGAAUGCUGCAUCAGCCGGCUCCUCAGUGUGGUGGAGAGCGAGCUGCAGGCCGGCCGGGAGAAAGGGGACCCCACGGAGAAGCAGCUUAAGGUCAGCCUGGAGGAGGCUGAGCUUUGGAAGAAAUUCAUGGAUGCCACUAAUGAAAUGAUUGUCACUAAGAACGGCAGGAGGAUGUUCCCGGUCCUGAAGGUCAGCGUGUCCGGCCUGGACCCCAAUGCCAUGUAUUCCAUCCUGCUCGACUUCGCCCCCGCCGACACCCACCGCUGGAAGUAUGUGAACGGAGAGUGGGUCCCUGCAGGCAAGCCGGAGCCACACAGUCACAGCUGCGUCUACAUCCACCCCGACUCUCCCAACUUUGGAGCUCACUGGAUGAAAGCGCCUGUCUCCUUCAGCAAGGUCAAGCUGACCAACAAGCUGAAUGGAGGAGGACAGAUCAUGCUCAACUCCUUGCAUAAGUAUGAGCCCCAGAUCCACAUUGUCAGAGUCGGAGGAAACCACCGAAUGGUCACCAACAUCUCCUUCGCAGACACGCAGUUCAUUGCUGUCACCGCCUACCAGAACGAGGAGAUCACUGCCUUGAAGAUUAAGUACAAUCCAUUCGCCAAGGCGUUCUUGGACGCCAAGGAGCGGAACCACCCCAAAAACCUGGCAGAGGCUCCAGCGGAGGGCCAGCAUGUUGGACUGUCUCACCUAGGUGGCUGGCUGAUCUCCAACGCCGACGGUCUCUGCUCCCCCAGCAGUGCUAACUACCCCUACAGCGGGGCUCUGCCACUUGCCGCACCCCAUGGGUAUGAGCGCUACCCCCCGCUGCGGGGGCAUCGGCCUACCCCUUACCCAUCCUCCUACAUUCACCAUCGAAACCAUGGCUCAGUGUCCCUGUCAGAGGCCAGUCCUGGAGGCUUGCAGGUGUUUCCCGGACAUGACAACUGGACCCCCCUGUCUCCAUCAGCCCACCACAGCAUGCUGCCAGUCUCUGCCACACCCUCCACACCCGGAAGUAGCAGCCAGUAUCCGUGCCUGUGGACAGUGAGCAGCUGCAAUGUCAACCCUGGGCCAGUAGGAGGCAGUGUAAGCUGCUCCCAAGGUCAGGGGCUGCAUGCGGACCGGAGUCCCGCCUCCUCUUCACCAGGCUCUCUGCUGCAGGGUCACGCCCAAUUAGGCACAGAAACGGUGGUGGAGCAGCACGGUCACAUUCGGCUGGGUGGGGCUGGGUGGGCCACAGUCUCCGCCCAUUCCUUUUGAAGGACAUGAGUGGAUAUCUCAG